Molecule: messenger RNA, 2105 nt
Organism: Exaiptasia diaphana
Lineage: Eukaryota; Metazoa; Cnidaria; Anthozoa; Actiniaria; Aiptasiidae
Product: methyltransferase-like protein 24
Exons: 6
Coding region: 1082-2059 (325 amino acids)
Source: RefSeq, a predicted model, not a curated record
AAGACGAGCAAAAAGCGAGAGGGGUGUUUUUUAUUUUUCAGAUUAAAACAUUUUUUUAUAAAAAUAGACGUUUACAAAAAUAAAAUUUGGAAUACCACCUCCCAGCCCCCGGGUAAUCUGAUACCGGGGGAUCAUUGUUUUAAACGUUUAUAUUGAUGCUGCCAAAACAUUUGUAAUUCUCCACUUCUUCUUCUUUACGCAGCCUGAACAGACUUGACUGACAUUGAUUGACAUUGUGUUGUCAUGGAAGCGUUUUAUUUAAAAUCCGUCUUGUCCUUUUACUAGUAAAUCGAAUAUUGCCAAACAAGCUUGUACUUUCUCAGCAAGACUACUCAGAAAAGAGUAGUGACCAUAUUUCACCAACAUUAAGAUAGCUUUAAAAGUUACUCCCAGUUUGUUAACAGGUCAUUGUCAAAAGAACAGACGUUCACAAUUAUAACAUCAGAUUGAUCAUCAUAUAACAUUCAUCUGCKCACAUGUAACACCGAAAUUGCAAAAAGAUCAGUUCACCUAUCGUGGUGGAACUCUAUACCAGAGGACAUUCCAAACAUGAAAUGUGUGAAACAAUUUAAGAAAUCUUAAGGAGUGUAUCUCUCUGUUAUUUUAUUCAAUGACCAGARAAAAAUUUCAGUCAAAAACAGUAAAAAAAGGGAAUUUUUGCGUGAUCGCUACUUCUGAACUACCAUUAUAUAUUCCCUUAAAACUAAAUGAMAUAUACUUUUACACAGCCACAGAGACAAUAAAAUAUUUGACCCCCUGCAGCAAAAUUAAAAGAUCGGUCUCCUCUCUUUGUAACUACUAUACAUUUAAUUUACGAUUUUAAUUUACUUUUUAAGUGAGUGGGGGAAUGGUCGCGAGAAGUCCACCAGUGACUAUUUUGUGACAACAGGUUGGACGAGAAAGCGUCAAUCAAACGUUCAUUGCUGGUAGAGCUGGUAGGGCAAAAAUUGAACUCUUUCUAAAUGAACACAAAUUUGAAAUGGUAAUGCAUUUUCUAAAAUAUCUCUAACAGCAAGUUUCUGAAUUUUUUUUUUAAAAAGUUAAGGUUUAUGCUGUGUAACGUCAUAACACGACAGGCUUGAUGAUGAAUUUGUUCUCAUCGAGAAAAUGCAGGCAAUUGAUUUCUGCCGUGAUCAUAAUGCUCACAUUGAUUACUAUGCUCGCUUGGUAUAACAAUCCAAUGGUUCACGAAAACGUUUCAUCUAUUGAACAAAACACGGAUGUAAACCGUCCAGAGUAUUUUGCAGCCCAUCGGGCCUUCAUUAAAAGAGAAAAUACUGAGACAAGUAUAUAUCAGUAUGUAGAAGAACAACCAGCUGGCAAAGGAAGUAAUAUAGAAGAAUAUCAACGACUGAGAAGUUUCCUAGCAACACAAGGCACAAUCUGUAAGAAAAUCCAAAGAAUCGGHGGAGCACCUGAUCAUCGUCCUUAUGGCCCUGACGGAGCAUGGGACGUUUGUUUUGAUGUUGAUGUAGGACUAGUACCCGAGUCAUGUAUUGUAUAUUCAUUUGGAAUUGGUAAAGAUUUUAGCUUUGACGAUGGCAUGGCACAUCAUGGAUGUAAAGUGUACUCCUUCGAUCCUACUAUCGGAAAACAAGAUUACCAGCAUGCACAGCGAGUAUAUUUCUUCAACACGGGACUAGCUGACCAUGAUCAAGAGGGUAAUGGCAAGGUUGCGGUAGAUCCUCCAUUUUCAGAGUGGAAAACUAGAACUCUAGCUUCUGUCAUAAAAGAUUUAAAUCAUAGCGAGAUCGUUAUUGAUAUUGUCAAAAUGGACAUUGAAUCAAGUGAAUGGUCGUCUUUAUAUCAAAUGUUACAGGAUGGUACAUUAUAUCGCAAAGUCAGACAGUUGAUAGUCGAGUUUCAUUUCAUGAGUAAUGAACCAUCCGAGUUGAGAAGGUAUUACAGUAUCAUUCAAUGGCUUACGCGACAAGGAAUCAAAGUGUCCAGUUUACAUCAAAAUGUAUAUUGCACGCAAUGCCUUGAGAUGUCCUUCAUAAACACUAAACUUCGUCAGGAAUAUAAUUCAACAUUAUGGGGUGACGUUUUUGCUUGGUAGCCCUUCGGGGUACGAGAGAACGCAAGGAAACCAUUUCAUCUUCCGU